AUGAAUCGUUUUCGCAAGCACAAGAAGGUCAAGGAGGCUCUAGACGACCUGGAGGGCACGUCAUCCCCAUCACCGUUUAGUUUGAAGCCCUCGAAGAAAAAAGAUGUUGAAGAGGCGAAGUUGGAUCUGGAUUUGUCGGCCGCUCUCCCGUCGUCAGACAAUUUCCGAACCAGUCUGCUGAUGCCGAAGCUGUCGGCUCGGUUCAGUAUGCUGAGAGAACAGGACGACCCGGAAUCUAAGUUGGGCAAGGCUAGCGAUGACAGCGUGCUAUUCCCCAAACGAGCCUCGCGAUUAAACUUGUUCGGUCAUAACCCCAGCAUGCUGACCGAUAUUGAUGAAGUCUCCUCUAACGAUGGGAGCCGGCCCUCCUUUGCGCUGGGACGUACCGACUCAUACGGCUCGGGCGUCGAUGGAUAUGGCACCGAUGAUGACCGAUCGCAGAACGGUAGCAUCAUGAGCCGCGCCCGACGAGCAGAAGGGAACAAUUUGUUCGGCGGCCGCCAAAAGGUAUAUCGGAUUCCUGUCCGAUCACCCGGGGGAUCAGCGCCAAGUCCGACAGAGUCCAUUUCACGGGGAAUGGGCAAAGCCGUCUAUGAACACGACUUGAACAUGUCUGCUUUCCAACGCCUGAGACUCCAAGAAAAAGAGGAGCGACGCGCUGCGGAAGAGGCAGCACGUGAGGCUUCUCAAGAAUUCGAAGAUAAUACCUCGACUCUCUCUUCGACCGAACGCACGACUUACUCCUCAACCGCAUCGACGCACACUCCAGACGCUCGUAUGUCAACGGCAGCAACGUCCAUCGACGAGUCUCACCCUAUUGCUUCCCAAUCGCAAGUUCCCUCGAAUCCGAUCUCAGAUGCCAAGGUCGACAUACACCCACCGUCUGCCUUGUCUACACCCCGAAACGGCUCUGUCAGAUCCCACAGGCUUUAUGGCCAAGGCUUGACACAGACGGCACAAAACCAGCAGUCAUCAACUCUACAACGAUUGGAAAGCUUGAGCCGCCAGAGGUCCGGGACUCCAGAGCUCCUUCCGCUGAACCGUAAUUACUCCCGCAGCGCGGCCAACCUUCGUGAUCGGCUGCAAAAACUCAAUAUCGCGGACCCAGCUGCCACGGCUCAGCCCACUAGCCCCCCCAACAUUUCACCAACGGUUGCAGCGUUUGGAGCGGCACCACCUCUGAGCCCGCCCUCAAGUGAGACCGAUGAUGGCGCGUCCUUGCUGGCUGCUGCGCUCAACCCUGAAGACCAUGGCAAGGCGACAGCGAUGGGUCUCUUCAACAGACCUGCUACUGGAUUUGAUGAACAACAAUUUAUGCGUCGCCAGCUUCAGAUGCAUCAAGGCCGAAGCACCCCUCCACCACGACGGCCGUCUCCCCCGCGCCGUGCAAUGCCCCAGGAAUCUGUCGGCCGUACCCGGGGUCUCUCCAAAUCCAGCUAUCGAUCCCGAGCAGAGUCUGCUUCUUCCCAUUAUAGCAGUGAUGCCCACCAUGCCUGGAGUCCGCACUUUUACGCCCCUUCAACCGCCAGCGAGUCUGGAGAUGACAUUGAAGAACGGCGCUCAUACGAGGUGUCUUCCCCGACAUCUAUGGCCACGGAUUAUGGCCACCAAUAUCAGCCUUCCAGCAUUGUAUCCAAGCCAUCCACUUCCAAUGGGGAAUACUUGGAACCCCUCCCCGAAGUGACCUACUCGGAGCUGGGAGAUCUCAAGCCCAUUCAGGAGAAUGACGCUGUAGACGACGCUCCCAAGGUCUUAGGUCAGAAUGGUGAUAUCACUCCUGAGCGACCUGACUCGCCUACCUUCGGUCUGAACGGAUUUAUUAAAUCUCAUCUGCGACAGGAAAGUGACAUUUCUGUCUACCCUCCAACUCCGGGUCUUCCAUCGCGGGACAUGGAAGUCAACGAGAUAGUCAUCGAGGAGCCUAUCUCCGAGGUGAUUACUCCUGACGAGAUUUCCUCGACUUCGGGCUCGCAGCCCGAGCCGCUGAGUCCGAAACCUCCUUCUCACCAAUCUUCAGACAUGACUGCCAACCGAUCCAGUGAAGACUCGUCUGAUACAGGCACUAUGCCCGAUGGCAGCUUUGAGGCCUCGAACUCAUCAAAUUGGAAGGAACAGCUGGUUUACCAUCACCGGCGAGAUGGCAGCACUGAGACUCAAAAGGAGCGUGAGGAAUUCGCCAUCGAAUUAGCUGAGCGACGCCGAAAGGUCCAAGAAAAACUGCGAAGCGUCGCAGAAAGCGAGAGCCGAUCCAGCAGCCCCACACCUGGACGAAGCACCCCGGAUUUUACUCAAAUCAAGGCCGGCAACGCUUUUGCUAUGUUGAAGCAUAAGUCCAACAAGCAAGGCUUCCAGAAGCAAGACUCAAAGAACAAGAUGUAUGGCCUGAACAGCAACUCUUCACCUUCCCUGGCGCACGACGUAACCUGGCGAGAGGAAGAACGCCCGCCGUUCAACUUUGGUCGACACUCGAACUCAAGCUCUCCUCUUCCUGGAUCUGACCGGUCGUUCAGGUCUCGCAUGCCGACAAUCAGCCGUGGCAGCCAGGAGGAAUCACGCGAGUCUAGUCGCAGCCGUGGCCCUUCUCCGUCUCCCUUCCGGUCUCAGCGAGACCGCUCCGGCUCCGACGCUUCGGGCCGAUCCAAGAGUCGCACUCGCUACCGUGAGAGGGAAGAUCUUGAGACCGUUGAAGAAGGUGCGGUCAUUGCCCACGAAAACUUUGUUGUCCCUGACAACUUCGAGCCUCCGGUGCCUGCUUCGGUGCCCGGCUCUGCUCGCCCGUCAAUGGAAUAUGCCGACCCCUCCAUGCAUGAUCGGUCCUCUUCUGCUGCGUCAGGUCGUUAUCGUAGCACUAGCCGCUCUGGUACUCCAAGUUUCCAGUAUGAACGACCAUUCCAAUUCAACCAACAGCCUCACCAGCCUGCGGCAAUGAUUGGUGCUGCGCCCCGACCAUCCCCUGCUGCUCCUCCGUACUCGGCCAAUGCAACUCCGCCUCUGAAUGAUCCCGCAGACCAGUCUCCAACUGCUACCAUCUCUAGUGGCUCUAGCACUCUACCCCAGCGUGCACCUGGACAUAACAUGCUUCAGAAGCGCAGCGUGAACAAGAAGUUGAUCUCCGAGCCAACCUUUGUCUCUUGCACCUCGAAUGUGCCCACUGUGGGUCUACCAUCCGGCAAUUCUGCAUCUUCCAUUGCCUCCCAGGGCGCUGCUGCUCCUCCGUUGCCUCCAAUGAACCCUCGUCGCCGCCGUGGUACCCAGACCAUUCUCAGCGCAUUCAAGGCCGACAAACAUGACUCUUCGCGGGUUGCCUCUCCUGCCCCCAGCAUCACUGACGAGCACAGUGUUUUUCCAGAUGAUGAGAAACGCUCACGAAACCGUCUGCGCAAAACCUCCAGCGAGGGUGGCAACCUGAACGCGCGGGCGCGCCAGGAGGCCAUGGCGAGCCCUCCCCCAGCCAUCCCCCAAUACCCACCGCCAGCCAUCCCUGCUGAUGGUGGCAUGUUUUGA
Molecule: messenger RNA, 3504 nt
Organism: Penicillium macrosclerotiorum
Lineage: Eukaryota; Fungi; Ascomycota; Eurotiomycetes; Eurotiales; Aspergillaceae
Exons: 3
Coding region: 1-3504 (1167 amino acids)
Source: RefSeq, a predicted model, not a curated record